Molecule: messenger RNA, 3872 nt
Organism: Echinops telfairi (small Madagascar hedgehog)
Lineage: Eukaryota; Metazoa; Chordata; Mammalia; Afrosoricida; Tenrecidae
Gene: GRM6
Product: glutamate metabotropic receptor 6
Exons: 9
Coding region: 643-2865 (740 amino acids)
Biological process (GO): G protein-coupled glutamate receptor signaling pathway; regulation of synaptic transmission, glutamatergic
Cellular component (GO): membrane
Molecular function (GO): adenylate cyclase inhibiting G protein-coupled glutamate receptor activity
Source: RefSeq, a predicted model, not a curated record
CCUUUCUCAUGUUGCCACCACAGUUGGUCUUGCUUCAAAUGAUCCUAUCUCCUCUAGAGCAGCCCUAGUUCCUUCCAGAACCUUUUGCCUCUGACCUCUACUCCAGUUCCCAUUAGAUCUCUCUUGCGCUUUGUUUCAUGUGAGUUCAUCUUUCUUUGACAUGGUUCUUAUUCACCCCUCCUCUCUCUGUCAGCCACUCUUCAUUCUGCUGUUGCCAUUCUCCACUGCCCUUAUAGACUGACUCCUCACCCCACUCCCGCUACUAAUCAUGCUAAUGCACACCGAUAAACCCACGUUCAAACAAGCCUCUCCCGGGGGGCCAGUUUCUGCCUUGAAUCAGACUCUUCCCUCUAGAUGCUCUGGCUCCUCCCACGGCUGCCACCUGGACUAACCAUCCCUUUGUGUAAUUAGGGAAGCGUGCAUUCUUCUGGAGCUGACAAGAAUGCAGCAGAUGGAUUGGCUACAAAUUGGAUUCCAGCUCCUUGUUCCCCCAUGGCCAGGAGUUGGUGUUUAGGACACAAGCUACACAACUAUAUAUGGUGACCUUGAUCUUUCCCCAGCUCCUCACAUCUCCAUAUUCCACCAGAUGUCUUCACCUUCUGACCUUUCCAUGUGGUUACAGCUCUCUACUCCUUAUCUUCCAUGUCUCCAUCCAUGUCUUGGCCCUUCAUAGUCCUCCCUCCAUGGGGCCAGUACUGGCCCUUUAACCACAGCCCAGGUGUUCUUCCCUCCCUUCAGAUCCCCCAGAUCAGCUAUGCCUCCACAGCCCCAGAGCUCAGCGAUUCCACACGCUAUGACUUCUUCUCCCGCGUGGUGCCACCAGACUCCUACCAGGCCCAGGCCAUGGUGGACAUUGUGCGAGCCCUGGGGUGGAACUAUGUGUCCACACUGGCGUCUGAGGGCAACUAUGGAGAGAGUGGGGUUGAAGCCUUUGUGCAGAUCUCCCGUGAGGCUGGAGGCGUCUGUAUUGCACAGUCCAUCAAGAUCCCCAGGGAACCAAAGCCUGGAGAAUUCAACAAGGUGAUCAAGCGACUUAUGGAGACACCUAAUGCCCGUGGCAUCAUCAUCUUUGCCAACGAGGAUGACAUCAGGAGGGUGCUGGAGGCUGCGCGCCAGGCCAACCUGACGGGCCACUUCCUGUGGGUCGGCUCAGACAGCUGGGGAUCCAAGACUGCACCCAUCCUGAACCUAGAAGACGUGGCCUUGGGGGCCAUCACCAUCCUGCCCAAAAGGGCUUCUAUUGACGGGUUUGACCAAUACUUCAUGACCCGCUCUCUGGAGAACAACCGCCGCAACAUCUGGUUCGCUGAGUUCUGGGAAGAAAAUUUUAACUGCAAACUGACCAGCUCAGGUACCCAGCCAGAUGAUUCCCCUCGUAAGUGCACAGGCGAAGAACGGAUUGGCCGGGACUCCACCUACGAGCAGGAGGGGAAGGUGCAGUUUGUGAUUGAUGCUGUGUAUGCCAUUGCCCACGCCCUCCACAGCAUGCACCAGGCACUCUGCCCUGGGCACACAGGCCUAUGCCCAGCCAUGGAGCCCACUGAUGGGCGGACAUUGCUGCAGUAUAUUCGAGCCGUCCGCUUUAACGGCAGUGCGGGCACCCCCGUGAUGUUCAACGAGAAUGGAGAUGCGCCCGGGCGCUAUGACAUCUUCCAGUACCAGGCGGCCAAUGGCAGUGCGGACAGUGGCGGGUACCAGGCUGUGGGCCAGUGGGCAGAGAUCCUCAGGCUCGAUGUGGAAGCGCUUCAGUGGUUAGGCGACUCCCUCGAAGUGCCCCCAUCUCAGUGUAGCCUCCCCUGUGGGCCAGGUGAGAGGAAAAAGAUGGUGAAGGGCGUCCCCUGCUGCUGGCACUGCGAGGCCUGUGACGGGUACCGCUUCCAGGUAGACGAGUUCACGUGUGAGGCCUGCCCUAGGGACAUGAGGCCCACUCCCAACCACACAGGCUGCCGCCCCACACCUGUGGUGAGCCUCACCUGGUCCUCCCCUUGGGCAGCUCCUCCCCUCCUCCUGGCCGUGUCGGGCAUCGUGGCAACGACCACGGUGGUGGUCACUUUUAUGCUGCACAACAACACACCCAUCGUGCGGGCGUCUGGCCGAGAGCUCAGCUAUGUGCUGCUCACCGGUAUCUUCCUCAUCUAUGCCAUCACCUUCCUCCUCGUAGCAGAGCCCGGGGCCGCCAUUUGUGCUGCCCGAAGGCUCUUCCUUGGCCUUGGCACCACCCUCAGCUACUCUGCCUUGCUCACCAAGACCAACCGCAUCUACCGGAUCUUCGAGCAGGGAAAGCGCUCGGUCUCACCCCCACCCUUCAUCAGCCCCACGUCGCAGCUUGUCAUUACCUUCAGUCUCACAUCUGUGCAGGUGCUGGGAGUGGUGGCAUGGAUGGGGGCCCAGCCUCCACACAGUGUGAUCGACUAUGAAGAGCAGCGGACAGUGGAUCCAGAGCAGGCCAGAGGGGUGCUCAAGUGUGACAUGUCCGAUCUCUCCCUCAUCGGCUGCCUGUGCUACAGCCUUGUUCUCAUGGUUACGUGCACAGUGUACGCCAUCAAGGCCCGCGGUGUGCCAGAGACCUUCAACGAGGCCAAACCCAUUGGCUUCACCAUGUACACCACCUGCAUCAUCUGGCUGGCUUUUGUGCCUAUAUUCUUUGGCACUGCCCAAUCCGCUGAAAAGAUCUAUAUCCAGACAACUACACUAACGGUGUCCUUGAGCCUCAGUGCAUCCGUGUCCCUUGGCAUGCUCUACGUCCCGAAAACCUACGUCAUCCUCCUUCACCCGGAACAGAAUGUGCAGAAGCGGAAGCGAAGCCUCAAAGCAACCUCCACAAUUGCAGCCCCUCCUAAAGGGGAGGGCACAGAAGACAAGUAGCGGGUGUGGGAUGCACAGGACUUGCUGCCCCAUCUUCUCUUUUCUUCCCUCCACUUCAUGGUGGAAAUUGUAGAGUACAAGUCCUAGAGUUCAGGGAGUCCAGGAAGGCCACACCGAGCAUGAAAGGGUCUGCCCCUCACUGAAAAGGGGGAUGUAUGCACCACGUUUACCCCUACUUUUGUCUGUAUGUAAAUGUCAUGACUCCUCAUUGCAGACCAGGCUUCCUAAUCAUGGUGGGAAAUAGCCACUGAGAGGGUCUCACCACUCUGCAUUUACACUCUGGUCUGAAGUUCAAGCAAUGGCGCUCUGGAUGUGGCCUAGUUGGAGACACACUUCUAGCCUUCAAUCAAGGCUUUACUAUGCAGUACUUAUUAGAAUUCUCUCCUGUAUGAGUUCCGAGUGGCUUAUUUUCGUAUUCACUUUUGAUUAUCUCUACAACAUGAACCAUCUUAUGUAGAGGGUGGGGUUGCAUUCUCCAUUACUAAAGAUGUUACGAUCUUUUAAUUCCAUCUUCCAUGAACUUGUAAAAGUCCCCUCAUGUUUAAGCAUUUGUAAGGUUUUCUCCAUUUUGAAUGAUCUGAUGUAUAUCAAAAGUAUGAUUUCCAGAGGAGUGUUUUACUCAUCGAAUAUGUAGUUUUCUCUCUUUGAUAAUUUAUCUGAUGUUAAGUGUGGGCUGACAGCUCCUUGAAGAUUUCCCCACAAUUUUUGCACUCAUAGUUUUUUAGUUUCUGAUCCCCAGAUCAGGGUUUUCCUCAUUUUAUUGUUUCUUGGUUUGUCUCCUAAAUUCAAUGAAAUGCAGUGAGUUUUGACUAAUUGAAACCCUUUUUAUAGUAUACAAGAGAACUUUAGGCAGUUCAUGAAAAAAUUCCACAUUCUCAGUAACAUUUUUCAUGAACUUUUUGAAGUCCCCUUGUGUGUGUAUGUAUAAAAGAAUCCCUGACGGUAUAGUGGAUUUAGUGUUGACUGCUUACCACAGGGUUAGUAGUUCAAACUCACCAGCUGUUCUG